GUUUCUUCCGCGUGCGGACACCAGAGACCUAUUACUCAUAGAAAAGUGUUUGUUUGGUUCCUCUGUUUCCGCGAUUACUUAAUAGGGUUUGCGGCCUGCUGGAAGAUCUCGCCGCUCAGUGCGAAGGUUUUAGAUUCUGAUAAGCGUGAUUCCGUUUGGCGAUUCGAAGAUGUUCAACUGGAAUGAUCAGUACCAGGUUAACGAUCAGUACCAGGUCGGAGUUCCAUUAUGGAACAAAUCUAAAAAGAAUGAAGAUCAAAUUUUGCCACUAUCAAUGAAUGAAGGAAAUAGUUUGCUCACAUUUGGAGGGUGUAGAAAGACGGAAAGAGAUGAAGCUAGGAACACUGAAUGGUCAAAGUCCCAAACAUCUGGAGCUAAACACGACUUUCUCAAUUGCGACAUGGAGUUGAGAUCUGAUAAUUCAUGUCAAGAUUGUAAUAAUUCAAGCCUUCAAAUGGAUUCAUGGCCUGAUUUGCCCUACUUAAGCAGCACUCUUACUGGUGGAAGUGAUCAGGAUUCUGUGUUGACUGAGUUCAUGAAUGAUUUUGCUGAUGCAUCUAACCUGUACCCAGGAGUGGGAACCAUGGCUCGAUAUAAGAAAUCUAACGAGCUGUUUCCUAACAUGGAUAUAGUACCUUUAAGCAAACCGUGCAGUCUUUCUACUGGCGAUGCAAUGCAGGUGGAUGGUGUGCCUGAGCCGCUCGGCCAUGCUGAUGAAGGAGAUGACAGCUUCUUGGACUAUGAUUGGGCUGAUAUUGAAGAUUUGGAUGAUUUUGAUAAGAUGUUUAAAAACAAUGAUUCCAUUUGUAGAUACGAGGAAAUCCACAGUGAAAAUUCUCAGUUAAUUGCAGGGCCUGGUGUGCUGAUCUCCAUGGAACAGUCCUCUGAACACUCUGACGCAAAUGCCAAAUUUUUGCUUACAAAGAAGGCAGACAGGCAGAGCCAAACUUGGAGAUCACUGGAGGAAGAAGAAGGAAAGGGUGCUUCUUUUCAAGGUCAAAACUACUCCUAUUGUUCUGAAAAGCAACAAAUGUCUAGCUCCGGAGCGCAAGUUUCAAAUCUGAAUCCUUCGCAUAUUAUUCAAUCUCCACCUUUGGCCCAAGAAUGUUCAAGUAAGAACCAGACCCAGGAUGCUACCACCAUUGAUUCCACGGAAGAGUAUAAAUUAAAUCAGUCAACACCUGAAGUUAGCUAUCUGGAAGAGCAACAUCAGUCUCAGGUGAUGUCUAAAUCAAUCAAUGGCCGCUCCAUAGAAGUAGCCAUCUACCAUCAGCUUCAAUAUACUCUGCAAAAGUUAGAUUUGAGAGUUAAGCUCAACAUUCGCAAUAGCUUAUUUCGAUUAGCCAGAAAUGCCAAGGAUAGAUUGAGUUCCAGCGACAGAAGUUGUGCUGACAUGAACAAUGAUGAAUAUGAGAUUUCCAUGGAUGAAGAAUCAAACAAUCAUGACAGAUUCUCCAGUAUUCCAGACUCAGAGAGAUUUACCAAUCCCAUUGACCGGAUCGUUGCCCACCUUCUCUUUCACAAUCCUUCUGGGUCUUGCUCACUGCCAAUUGGAGACGGGAAUGUGCCCAUGGCCACCUCCAUGUGAAUCCGCCCUCUGAAUAUGAUAUAAAAAGAUGAUUACAUGAUGUUGAAGGACAGUAAUCGUUCUCCUCCAUUCGAAAAACAUUGAGGUAUAAAUGGAAGAGGUAACCGAUAACAAGUUCAAGAGUUCUAUUGGCUGAUGUCAUACUAAAAGCUUUCUAUUUGGCGUUCAAGAACAAGCACUAAAGUCUCAAUGGUGAUAGUUUGAAGCCGUGAAACUUCGUAAGAGCUCAACAAUUAUCAUAGAAGAUCAUAAUUAAUGAGUGAUUUGAUAUAGGAUAUGUCAAACUUUCUUAUAUGAUGGAUUAUGCUCAUAUUGUGUCUUUGCAUGUGUGUGAGAGAGAGAGUGUGUAUGAGUAAGAAAGAGAGUGAGAUAUAGAGCAAGCAUUUGUGUUAUGUGUUUAUCUCUCAAGUUACGAAUAUUCCUUUAGAUGCGAUCAUGAACAUAUGU
Molecule: messenger RNA, 2035 nt
Organism: Phalaenopsis equestris
Lineage: Eukaryota; Viridiplantae; Streptophyta; Magnoliopsida; Asparagales; Orchidaceae
Exons: 9
Coding region: 170-1588 (472 amino acids)
Biological process (GO): circadian rhythm; regulation of DNA-templated transcription
Source: RefSeq, a predicted model, not a curated record